Molecule: messenger RNA, 1463 nt
Organism: Argentina anserina (silverweed cinquefoil)
Lineage: Eukaryota; Viridiplantae; Streptophyta; Magnoliopsida; Rosales; Rosaceae
Product: metalloendoproteinase 2-MMP
Exons: 1
Coding region: 128-1243 (371 amino acids)
Biological process (GO): proteolysis; collagen catabolic process; extracellular matrix organization
Cellular component (GO): extracellular matrix
Molecular function (GO): zinc ion binding; metalloendopeptidase activity
Source: RefSeq, a predicted model, not a curated record
AUGCUUCCCAUCUUCAACACCUUCCCAACACCUAGCCUCUUCCUCUCAUCUUUCCAGAACAUAUACUAUCACACCUUAAAAUCUCACUUUCUCAUUCCAAAAUUAGAACCCGCCAAAAUUUUCAAUCAUGAAGUUUUCCUUUCACCUCUUCUUCAUUGUCAUCUGCAUCACUCUUUCACAAACCUCCGCUCGCUUCUUCCCCAAUAUAACCAACAUACCACCUUGGCUCCUCCCCAACGUCACCGUGCCCGGCGCUUCUGGCGCAUGGGACGCCUUCCAGAAGUUUGGGAACUGCCGCCCCGGUGAGAAGGUUGACGGUUUGGCCAAGCUCAAGAAGUACUUCAAUUACUUUGGCUACAUUCCGAACCUCCCUUCCAACUGCACAGACGACUUUGACGAUGAGCUCGAAUCGGCUCUAAAGACUUACCAGAAGAACUUCAAUCUUAAUGUCACCGGAGAGCUUGACACCGAAACCAUUAACCACCUAGUGCGUCCCCGCUGCGGCAAUGCUGACAUAGUCAACGGCUCGACCACUAUGAACUCCGGCAAGCCUAUGUCAUUUAACGGCUCCAAACUCCACACGGUCGGUCACUACUCAUUCUUCCCAGGAACUCCGGUCUGGCCAAGCGGCCGGCGGGAUCUUACUUUCGCGUUUUUACCGGAUAACGAGCUUUCCGACGAGGCGAAGGCCGUGUUCGUUAGGGCAUUCCAGAAAUGGUCGACUGUGAUUCCCAUGACCUUCACCGAGACGACAUCGUACUACACGGCAGACAUUAAAAUCGGAUUCUACGUCGGCGACCACGGCGACGGUGAGGCGUUUGACGGCGUUCUGGGAACUCUGGCGCAUGCCUUCUCUCCACCGAGCGGGAUGUUCCAUUUGGACGGAGACGAGAACUGGGUCAUCGGAGGUGACAUCACCACGUCGACAGUGUCGUCAGCCAUCGACCUGGAGUCGGUGGCGGUUCACGAGAUAGGCCACUUGUUAGGUUUGGGGCACUCUUCGGUAGAAGAGUCCAUCAUGUACCCUACGAUCACGUCGUUGACGAAAAAAGUUGACCUUGCAAACGACGACGUUCAAGGGGUUCAGUCAUUAUAUGGCGCCAACCCCAGUUACGAUGGCACCACUACGACGUCUACGCCGUCUGCUGAGGCGAGCGAAACGUCGGCAGCUGGGCACCACACAGCUUCGCGGUGGGCCAUUGGUCUAGUUGUGGCUGUGGGAUUGUUGUUGCUGUGGUUUUAAUUCUUUUGGGUCGGAUGAUAGGCCGGGCUUAUUGUUUAGACAUGAAUUAUUGAUGAUUGUUAUUAUUUUGGAAUUUAGGAAGGUAUACAUUUCUCUGUAUAUUCAUACGUACAACAUACUUUAUAAAAAUAUCUGGUUUCGUAAUCAUCUUGAGCUUGUUAAUUCUGGUAGCUUUGGCUCUAGCCUGCAAAGAAUUAAAGGAUCUGGUGUCUUUUUUAUU